CAAGGAAGGGGCAGCCGGGGCUUGGCUGGCUCUGCUGCUUCCUCUCUCGCUCACGCCAGCGGUCACGCCCAGCUGUGGCUGAUAGAGCUGGGCCUGACGAAGGCCUCGUCUGACGACGUCUCCACGGUCCUGCUUCUCCCUCUCAAGCCCCAGUGAACGGUUUUCCCUGAGUUGCUCUUGAUAAGAGCACUUGGGCUGAAGCCGGGCCCGUCCACAAGCGUGCACCCUGCCUGGCCCGCCCGUCACAGCCCAUCAUGAUGUGGGGGCUCCUGUUUGCUCUCGUGGGUGCGGCUGGAAUCAUUCUGGCCAAAGAUUUAGAAAAGGAAAAGCCAAAAUUAGCAGAAGAUUUUACUAUUCCUUACAUGGUGUAUCUGAGAUCCAGCCCAGAGCCCUGUGUGGGGUGUCUCAUUCACCCUGAGUGGGUGCUGACAGCUGCGCACUGCCCCCGGCCUGAUAAAAUAAGACUGGGAGUUUAUCAACCCAGCAUCAUAAAUAAGAAAGAGCAGACGCGAAAUUGCUCACUGACCAUCCCCCACCCUGCAUUCAACGCCCACACUCUGGAAAAUGACUUGAUGAUGAUAAAACUGUCCAAGGCCGCUGACCUCAAUGCCCACGUGGGAACCAUUGCCUUCGCCAUGGAGCCCCCAGCCUUUAACGAUUCCUGUUUUAUCCCAACCUGGACUUGGAACGACUUCAAAAACAUCAGCGACCCAGACAUCCUGACCUGGAUAAACGAACACAUCCUACCCGCCCACGAGUGCCAGAAUAAGCUCAAUAAAAACCUGGCCGCAUCCAUCAUGUGUGUGGGGAAACCCCUGAACAUCAUGUCUAAAAUCAAGUCCUUCUUUCUGCAGGAAGUGUCCGCCUCUCCAGCCAUCUGCAGUGGGCGAGUGCAUGGGAUCUUGUCCUGGGUCAAAGGAAGUGUCAUCCUGGGCAGUGAAGGAUUCUUCACCGAAGUCCCUCCCUAUGCAAGAUGGAUAUUGAAGAUCAUUAGUGCCCACUAAGACCUCUGUUCCUCCAUCCCUGCAGUGCAAUAGCCUCACGAAUCCAAAUGGAAAAUAUUCAAUUACAAAAAAUAUGGCACUAAGAACUCACCUUGUGACUCCUGCUCUCUCUGUCAUAUAAGCUGCAGGGCCAAUGAGAAAUUUAACAA
This is a messenger RNA of Talpa occidentalis (Iberian mole), 1153 nucleotides long. Its product is annotated as probable inactive serine protease 58. NCBI's taxonomy places the organism in Eukaryota, Metazoa, Chordata, Mammalia, Eulipotyphla, Talpidae. Gene Ontology annotation, biological process: proteolysis. The coding region runs from base 255 to 1004 and encodes 249 amino acids. The transcript is spliced from 5 exons. The record is from RefSeq and is a predicted model, not a curated record. Gene Ontology annotation, molecular function: serine-type endopeptidase activity.